CUUCGCCUGGCACACAGCAAGUGCUCGGAAGGGUUGGUGGAAAGGGGCUCACAGCCCGAGUCCCCGGGAGCCAUCCUUUCUCCCCCGCACUCUGUAGAAGCCUGGGGGCCAUGCAGAGGCCCGGGGCAGGGGGCCGGAGGGCCUCGGACUGCGGCCCCGCCCCUCACCGGCCCAGGUGCAUCACCAAGUACGCCCAGUACGUGGGUUCCUUCCCCGUGGACGACCUGGAUACCCAGGAGGGUGUGUGGCUCGUACAACAACAGUUGUGGGCACUGAAGGAUUAUCCCCGACGUCGGGCCGUCAUCCUGAAAUUCAGCCUCCAGGGUCUUAAGAUCUACAGCGGGGAGGGCGAGGUGCUCCUGAUGGCUCAUGCUCUGAGGCGCAUCCUCUACUCCACCUGGUGCCCAGCUGACUGCCAGUUUGCCUUCAUGGCCCGAAAUCCCCAGAGCCCAGCCAGCAAGCUCUUUUGCCAUCUCUUCGUGGGCAGCCAGCCUGGAGAGGUCCAGAUCCUGCACCUGUUGCUCUGCCGUUCCUUCCAGCUUGCUUACCUCUUGCAGCACCCUGAGGAGCGGGCCCAGCCUGAGCCCGGCCUGGGGGCUGCAGGGGACAUGCCCCUGAAGCCACAGCCCAGCCCCGGGGGGCCCUCUGGCCUAGUGCGGGAACCCUUCAGCCGAGAUCAGCUCUCACAGAACGUUCAUGCACUGGUCUCCUUCAGGCGGCUGCCAGCAGAGGGGCCUGUGGGCAGCGGGAAGGAGCUACCAGAGUCAGAAGGCCGUGGGGGAGCCCGCCACGCCCGCCUGGGGAACCCUUACUGCUCGCCCACGCUGGUGCGCAAGAAGGCCAUUCGCAGCAAGGUGAUCCGCUCUGGGGCUUACCGUGGCUGCACCUACGAGACUCAGCUGCAGCUGUCAGCUCGGGAGGCCUUUCCUGCAGCUUGGGAGGCGUGGCCGCGGGGGCCUGGUGGCCCGGCGUGCCUGGUGGAGAACGAGGGCAGCCUGACGGAGAACAUCUGGGCCUUUGCUGGCAUCUCCAGGCCCAGCGCCCUCGCCCUGCUGCGGAGAGACGUGCUGGGCGCCUUCCUGCUGUGGCCCGAGCCGGGCGCCAGUGGCCAGUGGUGCCUGUCGGUGCGGACACAGUGCGGCGUGGUGCCCCACCAGGUCUUCCGCAACCACCUGGGCCGCUACUGCGUGGAGCACCUGCCUGCCGAGUUUGCCAGCCUGGAGGCCCUGGUGGAACACCAUGCUGGAACCGAGCGCAGCCUCUUCUGCUCCCUGGACAUGGGCCGUCUGAACCCCAGCUAUGAAGAGCAGGACUGUGGGUCUGAGGGCAGACCUCCCCGGACAUUGCGGCCCCUGAGCCACGCCAAGUCCGAGGCAGAGCUGCAGGGCCUGGGCUAAGAGGUAGCCCACUAGCCCUACCUCACCCUAGCUUCUGGGCCUCACUUGGCCGCCCUGCCCUUCCGCCACCCUGCUGGUCCCCAGUUCCAUCCAGUCACUCUGCCCCUUGGACCAGCUUUCCAUCACUUCACUGCCUGUGGUAGGAGGGGAGCCCUGAUGCUGGGGAUUGCCAGUGGCUUCUCACAAGACAGGUGGCCCUGCCGAGAUUUUAGGAGGGGCAGGCGGAGCUCCGGGCUUCCCUUAACUUGCUGGGUGACUUUGGAUGCUUGUCUCUGGGCCUCAUUUUACUCCUAAGAGGGGAGCUUUCUGAGGUGGACAGGAAGGUUCGAUCAUGAGGGAUGUGGCCAUCUUGUAAGGAGGCCAGGCCUCAGGGCCCUGACUGGGAGUCUUCCGAGAGUACCUGACUGAGGGAGGGAGCAUGUCUGGGGAAGCAGGAGCAUGAGGGACAUGAGGGAGCAUGUCUGGGGAGGCAGGAGCAUGUCCUCACUGCGGGCAAAGACCUGGGGGCGAGCCCCUUGUCCAUGGGAGAAACAGAGAGAACUUGGAGGAACUGAUGGGCAUGGUGGCUGGGCCGAGCUGUACCCAGGCUGACAGACACACAGCCUGUUUCUCACAUCACGUGAGGUAAGGGAGUCUUGUAUUGAAUUCUGAGGAAUGAGGGUUAGGAGGGCACAAAAGGGCAGGCUGGACGAAGGGCCAUGCCCGCCACAAGGCCACACACAGACGUGUGUGUGAAAGGGACGUGAACGGACAGGGUAAAGAAUCCCUGUGCUGCUUAGAAAGGCUAGUUUGUCUCCAAUCAAAUCCACAGGAUGGUGAUUCCUGCCUUCUGGGGAGGGAUGCCCCAGCCUCAUCCCCUCCCCCACAGCCCUGAGGACCACCAAGACGGGCCCCCCCACCCCCUGACCCACACACGGGGUCAUUUUCCUCGUCCAUUUGACUGGGAGGGGCCAGCAGUGAGCCAUAGGAGUGAGGGGUGAUGAGGGUCCUGUUCAACUCAUCCUGCAGGCAGGUCUGGCUUUAGGGGCUGCCUGGGAAGCCACCGGAUUCUGGCCCACUUCCCAUGCUUGUCAGGGGCUAGCUCACUGGCCUGCCCCACUGGGAAUGGGGUCAGAGUAGAACCAUCCAAAGGUAGAAGUGAUGUGGGCCCUGCCAGAGGGGCCCUUGGCCUUAGCGGGGAGUGGGGGUAAAGGGAAAUGACUCUGAUCUAAGGCGAUGGUCCUGCAGUGAUUGACAGAUCCAGGUGCCCCCCCCCCCCUUUAAGCUCGACAGAUGGACACAAAUACCGAAUUAUUUAGGGAGCAAGUUCACUUUGGAUGAACUUCUAUUUCUGAGGCAGAGGCCGAGUCACGAAUCUGGGGGCUGCCCUCUCCCCCUUCUAGGAGUGGGAUGUGGCUGUUCUGAGCCUUGAAAGAUGGAUUUCUGACUCCUGGAAGGGAGAGGGGGUGCCUAACGGGAGAGAAAGAAGGGAGGCUCCUCAGGAAGUCAGGCCCCACAUACCCAGCUUAUAGCCUCCCGCCCAGGAAAUGGUCUGGGCUGGGGACCCUGUCACUCUCGUUACAAGGGACAACAGGAGGCAGCUGGCCUUUGGGGGUUCUUCUCACUGGAACUACAGCACUGAUUUUAUAUUGAACGUGAGUGGGAACUGGGACUCAUUUUACAGCCAUUUCCACCAGAACCGAUGGUCCCUGGUCCCCCGUGGGAGGCCCGGUCUCACCUUUCCCUGGCAAGCAGAGGGGUUUGCUGACACAGUGUCCGGAAUUACAGCACCCGAGACAUGUGUUCAAGACCUGGUGACUGGCCCAGGCUGAGGAGGCCAAAGCCUCCCUCUGUGAGAGAGGGGUUUUGUCGUGCGCACCGUCCAUGUGGACAGGGCAUCAGGAAUGUUCUCAAAGCACGUUACCAUUCCUUCACACAGUAUUCAUCACGUGGUAUGCACAGGGCAAGGGGCUUGACUCCUGUGCAGAUGCUUCAGUGUCUUAAUCAUAGAUCAGUUUUCUCUUUGUUCCAACGGGCACCACCUG
Nyctereutes procyonoides (raccoon dog) is the source of this 3421-nucleotide messenger RNA. RefSeq names its product SH2 domain containing 5 (gene SH2D5). The transcript has 9 exons. Lineage: Eukaryota; Metazoa; Chordata; Mammalia; Carnivora; Canidae. The record is from RefSeq and is a predicted model, not a curated record. Gene Ontology annotation, cellular component: postsynaptic density. The coding region runs from base 111 to 1397 and encodes 428 amino acids.